This is a messenger RNA of Dentiscutata erythropus, 413 nucleotides long. The record is from the annotation of a GenBank genome assembly. NCBI's taxonomy places the organism in Eukaryota, Fungi, Glomeromycota, Glomeromycetes, Diversisporales, Gigasporaceae.
CAACUAGUCUACACAAAGGAAUAAAAGUACUUAACAAAGUUAUCUUGCUAUUGACAAAACUAGACGCACCAUGGAAUGAAGUUGAUAUGCAGACCUCUAAUAUGCAAUCCACAAUAUUAAAAGUAAAAGCGGCUAGAAAAACGAUACAAAAAGCAAGAAAACUAGAGAAUUUAGCAGCGAAGAGAGAUCAAAUUAAUAAACAUAUUGAAAGAAGAUAUACAAAUUUCAAAAAAAAUAUGAAGAGCAUAGUAAACAGUAUAACAAAGAGGGUAAAGACAAGAGUAUCUUUUGACAACAUUAUAACACCAACAGAAGUAAUAACAGAUAAAGACAAAAUAAAAAGAGAGACAAGAGAUUACUUUAAAAGAUGGACACAGAGAAAUCUAAUGAACUACGAGAGAUGGAAUGAAUAG